Nymphaea colorata (pocket water lily) is the source of this 1257-nucleotide messenger RNA. Its product is annotated as beta-carotene 3-hydroxylase 1, chloroplastic-like. Gene Ontology annotation, molecular function: iron ion binding; beta-carotene 3-hydroxylase activity. The record is from RefSeq and is a predicted model, not a curated record. Gene Ontology annotation, biological process: carotene metabolic process; xanthophyll biosynthetic process. Lineage: Eukaryota; Viridiplantae; Streptophyta; Magnoliopsida; Nymphaeales; Nymphaeaceae. The coding region runs from base 103 to 1080 and encodes 325 amino acids. Gene Ontology annotation, cellular component: chloroplast. The transcript is spliced from 7 exons.
UAAGUAGCUAACUCCAUUCUCAAGUGCUCGCGGUCUUCACAAGCGCCGCUCGCUCUAUCUCCUUUGCGGAUCUCGUGGCAGGGGGCACCGUGCUCGGGGAAGAUGACGGCGAGUAUUUCUGCGGCCGCAGCGUCGACGGCCUGCCGGUUCGGCCGGAUUCCGGUCGUCGUCGGUGGGAGACCCGGCCGGGGAACCGAAUGCGUCUUGUUCGUCAGGCGGCCGGAACGCCGGUUGGGCUUGAGGAGGCUGACCAUGUGCUUCGUGGUGGAGGAGAGAAGGGAAAUGGCAGGCGCUCAGGUUAAGAGCACAGACGAGGAGGCUGGAGGAGAACCGAAAGCCCGUGGGGUGGAAGAAGCUGGAAAUGAGGGUCUGGGAUUGACGAUUCCAGUGGUGAACGAGAGGAUGUUGGAGCGGGCGGCAAGGAAGAAGAAGGAGAGAGCCACCUACCUGCUUGCGGCCGUGAUGUCGAGUCUGGGUAUAACUUCCAUGGCCGCGGCCGCCGUCUACUACAGGUUCUCAUGGCACAUGGAGGGAGGGGAAGUGCCGGUGGCCGAGAUGUUCGGGACGUUCGCAUUGUCCGUCGGAGCUGCGGUGGGGAUGGAGUUCUGGGCACGGUGGGCGCAUCGUGCUCUCUGGCAUGCCUCCAUGUGGUCUGUGCAUGAGUCCCACCAUCGGCCGAGAGAAGGACCGUUCGAGAUGAACGAUGUGUUCGCCAUCAUCAACGCCGUGCCGGCCAUUGCUCUCAUGGGGUUCGGCUUCUUCAACAAGGGCCUCGUACCCGGCCUAUGUUUCGGCGCAGGUCUUGGCAUCACGGUGUUUGGCAUCGCCUACAUGUUCGUUCAUGAUGGUCUCGUCCACAGGCGCUUCCCCGUUGGCCCUAUUGCUAACGUCCCUUACUUUCGCCGUGUGGCCGCUGCCCAUCAGCUCCAUCACGCGGACAAGUUCGAUGGUGUGCCUUACGGUCUCUUCCUCGGUCCAAAGGAGUUGGAGGACGUGGGAGGUUUGGAAGAGUUAGAGAAGGAAAUCAACAGGAGGAUUAAGGCUUAUACCAGCACGAGGAGCAGAGGAUACGACGAGUAGUGAGAAGCUCGAGAGCUAGGCGUUUUCUGUAACAUUCUUUUUUUUUUCCCCCUCGAUCUCUGUCGCUGUAAUUUUUGGUAGUUGGUCACUCAUACAAUUUGUUUGUAAGGAUGCAGAAUGUAUGAUCCUUGUAAGAAUGCUUUACAUUGUAACAGUAAAUUCAGAUUUUUAAACGGA